Molecule: messenger RNA, 342 nt
Organism: Striga asiatica
Lineage: Eukaryota; Viridiplantae; Streptophyta; Magnoliopsida; Lamiales; Orobanchaceae
Source: the annotation of a GenBank genome assembly
AUGUCAGCUUUCAUUAGCAACAACUCCGGCCUAAAUUCACUCAUCUCAAAGCCAGGCGCUGCCGAGUACAAUAACGAUGUUCUGCCGUACCACACAUAUUCACUCUCUGACUCCAUAUACGGCGAGGUUGUUUUCCAAAAAUACAUCCCGGAGGAUGACUAUCUCGCGCUAGGCGUGGACGUCGGCGUCUGGGUCGGCACGACUGGCAGACGGUACGCUUGGUGGUAUGGCAGCUGUUCGACAGAGAUCGGUGGCUGGGUGGUCGGGCGAUGGUCUUUGGUGACGAGGAUUAGGUGGUGGCGCACUGCUGGUCCGAGGAUGGACUGUGAAUGGCUUGUCUGA